Molecule: messenger RNA, 1208 nt
Organism: Sabethes cyaneus
Lineage: Eukaryota; Metazoa; Arthropoda; Insecta; Diptera; Culicidae
Exons: 2
Coding region: 60-1136 (358 amino acids)
Source: RefSeq, a predicted model, not a curated record
UUUAGUGAAUUUAGUCGUCGAAUUUCGCAAGUUUCUGCUUUGUCGACGACCGUUGCAAGAUGGGUUUGAUUGAAGACGAAAUUGAUGAAGUAAAACGAUUGUGCUGCAAUGUAAUACCCUGUUCUAAGCUAGUCACUUGUUUAAAUUCUUUAAUUCGCGUGGACAUCAAUCACACAGAUUCUCGACAGCUGACGGUUUGCAUUCGGUUUCCCGUUGACUAUCCUCAAAACAAACUUUUGCUAGAGUUCAAAAGUCGAUCAAUGUCGUUAGUAUUCCUGGAGCGAUUUACAAAAAUUUGCGAUGAAAAAUCUAGCCAGUUCAUCGGUAAGCCUCAGGUGAUGAAUGUUCUUAAAUUCAUAGAUUCGUAUUUACGUGAGAAUCCACUAUGUAUUGUAACGGAAGAAAUCUUCAAUAUUAAGAAAUUGUUGGAGGGCACAAGCGGAGAUCUCAAACUGCGCCAGAAAUCAUCUAGUCUGUGUCUGUCGGCCAGAGGAGGUCCGUUCUUCUAUAAUGCAAAGUUUCGCAUCUCAGAGCGAUAUCCGGUUGAGCGCAUCCAGUGGGAUGAGUGUGAUUGCAACUUACCUCAAGCUUUAGUACGUUUUGUCAAUGGUCAAGCAAACGAGAUUGCCCGCCAAUGCGUCGAAGCACCGCUAAGAAAAAUUAAGAAUAACGAAUUGGAAUUCAAGCCUAAACCAAGCUUAGAGCGAACCUUACGGUUCAUCAUAGCAGCAAUGAAAGGAUUUCCAGAAGAGCGCUGUCCCAUUUGUGAACAGCUGUCACUCCCACCGACCGCCCAAGAGGUUAUCGAAAUCGAUACCGAAGCGAAGUUUUUAAUACGAAUGUUCUGCGGACACGUAUACCAUCAGGGCUGCCUGAAACGUUUUAUGAGCGAACCUCCGUUUCCACCGGGCGGAAAAAUAUGCCCGGCUAAGCGAAAGCAUCCCCGUUCGGAUCGUACCGGUGGUGGCGGGAGGUUGAAGCAUACAACCGGCACGAACAGCGAGGAAGAACUCUGCCAGCAGAGGGUGACCCACGAUAAGUGGGGUUUGAACGAUGUCAAAUCGGCGGAAGCCAAAUGGGCCCACCAGCAGGCCAGGGUUCGGGAGCUAGAGGAAGUGAUCGAUUUUCUGCAGUAGGAAAGUAAAAUGCGCUAUUACAGACCGACAAUUUAAAUUCUUUAUGUGAUUAAGAAAAUACUGUUAGAAGUA